This is a messenger RNA of Vanessa atalanta (red admiral), 3089 nucleotides long. Its product is annotated as chromatin complexes subunit BAP18-like. Lineage: Eukaryota; Metazoa; Arthropoda; Insecta; Lepidoptera; Nymphalidae. The transcript has 5 exons. Gene Ontology annotation, cellular component: MLL1 complex; NURF complex. Bases 340 to 825 code for a protein of 161 amino acids. The record is from RefSeq and is a predicted model, not a curated record.
UAAGCAUAACAUUAUCUUAACUUUUUAACUCUUAUCAUAUAUUUUGAAGAAAAAGGCUUUUGCAUUCACUACUUGAUUUAGGCUUCAGUGCAUACGAUAUAUUAUUAUUAAUUUGAAAACACGAAGAUAGAUCGGACAGAGCAUGUUACCAGUGACCAUUUACCAUUUACUGAUGCUAUGAUCGAAGUGGUCCAUUCAACUCUGUUUGGUUAGGUUAUGUGGUUGUACUGUUUUACAUAUCGUUAUAUUUAAUGAUCAUAAAUUGAUUUAUUUAAUUUUGUUAUUAUAAAUCCUUUUCGUUUUUAUAUUUGAGUAGGAAUUAUUCAAUCUUUUUUUAAUAUGAACAAUUCGGCGGCAAAGGUGGGAGAAAUUUUUAGGGAGGCAGGAACUGCCUUCAAUAAACUGUCUGAGAUGACAAUGCUCCUACAUCCUAUGGGAGACACACAACCAGGAGGUAAAUGGACAGAUGAGGAAAUUGAAAUGCUUCGUAACUGUGUACAUCGCUUUGCAGUUGAUCUUAAUAAACUCAGUCAGCACAUAAAAGCCAGGACGGUUUCCCAAAUACGAACUACACUAAAGAAAAAGGCUUUUGAGGAUGCAGGUAUACCAGUAAGGCAGGUAAGCAGUACGGUGACCAGCACGACCCAGCAGACACCUCAGGUAGUCCCACCACUGAGCAUCAUCAGCCAACCGAGCGUGUUAGGAAAAAACGCCGAGGUUACGUUGAACAUGUUGAACGCUUCAGAGAAUGAAGUGGAUGUUGAAGGCCUGACCGGGGAUGUGAAAUUGGAGUUUGAAGCGAGUAAUGAGGAAGUGGCUGCCUGAAACUUGUUUAACCUUUCGUACUAAAUGGGCAACAUUCCUAUUGUACACUGAAGCGUACUAUACAACACAAAUGUGACUACAUACAAAUUUCUUAAGCGGCUUGCAAGUAAUAAUAUGUAAUAUAUUAUGAAAAGUAUAUACAUAUUAUAAAUUAAUAUUUUUAUCAAAACGAACUAUGUGACAACCUAUUUUGAACAUUAAAAUUUAGGUGAUUUGCAAUUUUUUAAAACAAUAGUUACUUGCAAACGCUUAUAUCAAAUUGUUUAGGUAAAUAUGCAGUUUUACGCCUCAGUGAUUAAUAGGCUUUAAGCUUGUUUCAAAUGGCUUGUGGACCUAAUAAGAAAUUUAUAUCCAGUUAACAAAAUUAUUGGGCUUAACUUCAGUUACAUGGUUAGAAAAUUAGGUGCAAAAUUAAAAACACAAGAUGGUGUUUCAAAUACUUAUGUGCGAAGUAUAUAUAUAAUAAUAAAUACAAUACACAAUACAACACAAUAGAUUGUAAAAAAAAAAUUAAUUCAUUUAAGUGGCUGGAAGUAUUCUGAUGCAAUUUAGCUAACAGAAAUAAUUUGUAAUUGAAAUCAAUGCGAUAUAUAUAUAACCAAUAUCAUAAUUUUUUUUUAAUAUAUAUCUAAUUCUUCUGUUAAAUAUUCCUCACUAAUUCGUACACGAUUUCAUACAAAAUAACAUUUAUUUAAAAAAAAUAUUGUAAUUACUUAUCUUAUAACUAAAAGCAAUGAAUUGUUAAUGUCAUAAUCUAUAAUACUAAAACUUUAAUAAAAUUUGGGAAACGAUAGCCAUGUUAAGAGUUAUCCGCAAGCCAUAGCCCGAUAGUACGAAUAAAAAGUACAGAUAGGAAAUCUUAGGUAGCCUUAAGUACCUACAAUAUUUUAAGUUUAAAUUUAUUUUCAAGUUUUGGUGUCUAGAUAGAUCAAACUAUUUCUUGUGUAAAUCGUUAAAUAUUUAGUGUAAAUAUUAUGUAUGUCUUAUAUUUGUAGAAGGCUAGAUUAUAGAAUAAAGAACAUUUUGUUCUUAGUAAAUUAAUAUAAAAUGCACUAAAAAUGAAACUUCAGAUGUCAAACAUUUACAAACAAGUAAAUUAAUUGUGAAUGAGUUUUUGUCCCUCGUCUCAUGUGUCAAUAUUUAUAUAAUUUACUCUCAUUUAUUUUAAUUAAUUUUUUUCUGUUAUUUUGUUGACCCUAUCCAUUAAGAAAUAUUUUUGCAAUCUUUGUUUUAUUUUUGUUUCAUCUAUUACCUAUCAAUGCAACUAAUAUCAUGAUCACUAACUUUGCUUUAUAAAAAACAACUUUUCAAAAGCAAUAUUUUUAUAAUUAGACUUAAGCGCACAAAACUAAAUGGAUUUAAUGUAUAAAUAUAAUAUCUAAAUAAUAAUUUUAGUAAAAAUACUGCUUUAAUAUUAUAUGAAUACAGGUAAAGAUCAAACACCCCCUCUCCCCUUUUGUAUAUAUAUAAUAAUUCUUCUUAUAAUAAAAACCAAUCGUUAUCUAAUUAGCGAGGUAAAAAAAUAAUGUUAAUUAAGAUAUAUAUAAACAUUCAAUUAACAAUAUUUAAAUUGCUUAUGUAUUUGGGUGACAGGAAUACGUAAUGAAUUUAAAUUGGGCUUAUUAAAAUAGAGUAGUCUUUAUUCGCCUUAUUUAUAGUUAUAUAAAUUAAGAAUAAAUAAUUUGACGACUCAAAUUUAUUUAACCCAUUAUCAUCUGUAGGGGACACAUCUGUAAUUCAUCUGUAAUUCUCCAUCACGAGUUUUCUUGCGCUACACUCGACAGUAAGUUCCCAAUUCGAAUCCGAAAUAUAAUUCUUCUUUCCGAAACCUACCAGUCGAGUUAAACUAAAAAUAAAUCAAGGUUAGAAUUAAAAUUUUAUAAUACUUAUAAGUAAUCUGUCAAAUUAUAAUAAUUUGUAAUGUAUUUGUAAAAACACUUUCUCACACCAUAUUCAAGUGCUCAUUCUAUAACGACCGUUCAAUGUGUGAUUUAUUAGAUAGUAAUUUUGAAGUACCUUCAUAUUUUAAGUAUUUAUAAGUCGAAAGGUAAUCAAUAAAUCAUCUGAUCUGAUGUGUUCUUAAUUAGUGUUUCUAUUGUAUUGUGUGUUUCAUGUGUGUUUUUUACCUUGGUAAAUAUUUUACUGUAUAUCUAGUGUCUUCUUUGAAUAGUUUAUGCGUAGAUAUAGGAAAAAAAUCUAAGAUUCUAAAUAUAAAUAUUUUCAUUCACAAUUUACAAAUUUACAUACCCGUUUUUUUCUUAAAC